AAGUCAGCUUUGCUGUGGAAAGCAGCAGCUGAAAACACAGAGAGGGCUGGAAAUGUCGCUCAGUGGUAGAGCACUUGCCUAGCAUGUGGAAGGCCCUGGCUUCAUUUGCCAGCACAGAAGUCUGAGAACUCUGAGAGUGGCAAAUCGGUGGCUGUGUAAUCCAGCUCCCCAGAUAGAGUGAGCAUGUGGGUCAUAUUUGCUACAAUGUCCUGGAUGGUUUCUUUUGUCUCUAGUUAUUUAUAUACAGCAAAUACUUUGCCAGAUAUCAAGAAUGAAGAUUUCAUCAAAGAAUGUGUUCAAGUUCAUAACAAGAAACGGUCAGAAGUGAAUCCAGCAGCCAGAAAUAUGCUACACAUGACUUGGGACCCAGUACUAGCUCAGAUUGCAAAAGCAUGGGCAAAACAGUGUCAAUUUAAACACAACACACAGCUGGAUUCACGGUUGCACCCAAACUUCACUUCACUGGGAGAAAAUAUCUGGACCGGGUCUUUAUCCCUCUUUUCAGUGUCUUCAGCCAUCUCAUCCUGGUACAAUGAAAUCCAGUACUAUGACUUCAACACUCAGAAAUGUACAAAAGUCUGUGGCCAUUACACUCAGGUUGUUUGGGCAGAUAGUUAUAAGGUUGGCUGUGCAGUGCAAUUUUGCCCUAUUGUUUCUGGCGUUACUUUCACAAAUGCAGCACAUUUUAUAUGCGACUAUGGACCAGCAGGAAAUUACCCAACUUGGCCAUAUAAGAAAGGAGCCACAUGUAGUGCCUGCCCCCAAAACGACAAGUGUUUGGACAAUCUCUGUGUUAACCCACAGCGAGACAAAGUUACAGGUUACUACUCUGUUGCAUAUCCAAGCUGGCUCAUAUUUUCCCGUAACAGAUACACAUCUCUCGUUCUUAUCGUUAAAUCGGUACUUCUAAUACUGUCUGUUAUAAUGACAAUUUUGGUAAAGCAGAAAUACCCUAAUUUAGUUAUUUUGGACUAAUAUGGAGGGUGGGGGAGGAAGGAUGAUUUAUAGGUGGCUUUUAAAAAUAAAAAACUGGGGGGAUUUCUAAUUUCUAUUUUAAAAAAAUAUGCCACUAUAGUAAAGCCUCAGUCGAAAGAAAAACUGUUCAGCUUCCUAACUGUAUAGGAUAAACUGUGUUUUCUUUCUACUUUUCUAUGAAUAAGUACUGUUUUCAGAUUUCCACAGUUGUACUUCCAGUGACCUGUGUUUCAUCCCUUAAAUCUAUAAAAUCAGUGAGCUGGGUUUAGGUAAUUUUAAGUCUAAUUAAAAACAUUACCACUGUGACCAGGCAUAGUGGCACACACCUGUAACCCCAGUACUUGGGAGGCUGAGGCAGGAGAACUGAAUUUAAAGCCAGCCUGGGCUACACAUGCAACACUAUCUCAAAAUCAAAACAACCCCCAAAAGGAGUAAUCCUCCUCUGCUGCUUCAACCCUCAAGGCCUGGUUUCCCUUGCUCUCUUGCAACUUGAUGUGAAAGGUUCACCACUUUCCCAGACUCAAAAUAAAAUAGAAACUAUGGAAUUU
Castor canadensis (American beaver) is the source of this 1523-nucleotide messenger RNA. It is a transcript of the gene Glipr1, whose product is annotated as GLI pathogenesis related 1. Gene Ontology annotation, cellular component: extracellular region. NCBI's taxonomy places the organism in Eukaryota, Metazoa, Chordata, Mammalia, Rodentia, Castoridae. The record is from RefSeq and is a predicted model, not a curated record.